This is a messenger RNA of Staurois parvus, 323 nucleotides long. Lineage: Eukaryota; Metazoa; Chordata; Amphibia; Anura; Ranidae. The record is from the annotation of a GenBank genome assembly.
CUGUCAUGUGAUCAGCUGUGUCCAAUCACAGCUGAUCACAUGGGACAUGUACACUGGUCAUCAGGGCACUGAUGAUCAGUGUGCCCUGAUGAUCAGUGUAGCCCCAGCAGUGCCACCUGUCAGUGUCCAUCAGUGCCAGCUAUCAGUGCUCAUCAGUGCCUCGUGCCAGUGCCCUUCAGUGGCACAUCAAUGCCACAUAUCAGUGCCUACCAGUGCACAUAAUUGCCACAUAUCAGUGUCCAUCUGAGCUGCCUUUCAGUGUCACCCAUCAGUGCCACCUAUCAAUGCCAAUCAGUGCCACCUAUCAGUGCUGCCAAUCAGUG